CUCCCAUGUUUUUAUUGAGCAAGGUCAAGGCUGCAUUAUACAAAGAUGGCUACUUCAUCGGGAGGUUCGAUUGAAAUCCCUCUCAGAGACACAGAUGAAGUUAUUGAGCUAGAUUUUGAUCAAUUGCCUGAAGGUGAGGAGGUGCUCAGCAUCCUGCGGCAAGAGGCUGCACCACUCCACAUAUGGGUCACCUUGGCUUUGGAGUAUUGGAAGCAGGGUAACCCUGAUGACUUUGUCAAGAUCCUUGAAGGCUCUCGCACAGAUGCCAGUCUGGACUAUGCUAACUUUGAGAAGGACCAGAUGCGUUCACUGGACACCUUGGCUGCCUACUAUGUGCAGCAGGCGCACAAGGAGAAAAACAAAGAUAGGAAGAAAGAUCUCUUUAUGAAGGCCACACUACUAUACACGACAGCUGACAGGAUCAUUAUGUAUGACCAGAACCAUCUGCUGGGCCGCGCCUACUUCUGUCUGCUGGAGGGAGAUAAGAUGGACCAGGCCGAUGCCCAGUUCAACUUCGUACUCAACCAGUCCAGCAACAACAUCCCCUCACUGCUGGGAAAAGCCUGUAUAGCCUUCAACAAGAAAGACUACAGGGGAGCCUUGGCCUAUUACAAGAAAGCUCUGCGCACCAACCCCACCUGCCCCGCCUCAGUCAGGCUAGGGAUGGGACAUUGUUUUGUUAAGUUGAACCGUUUGAACAAAGCCAGGAUGGCUUUUGAAAGGGCUCUUGAGCUUGACCCCAACUGUGUAGGCGCCCUUGUAGGUCUGGCCAUUUUGGAACUCAACUCCAAGACACAAGAAUCCAUCAAGAAUGGAGUCCAGCUGUUGUCGAAGGCUUACACUAUAGAUUCAUCCAACCCUAUGGUGCUCAACCACUUGGCCAACCAUUUUUUUUACAAGAAGGACUACCAGAAGGUCCAGCAUUUAGCACUUCAUGCGUUCCACAACACAGAGAACGAGGCCAUGAGAGCAGAAAGUACAUAUCAGCUGGCUCGGGCUUUUCAUGUUCAGGAGGACUACGACCAAGCCUUCCAGUACUACUACCAGUCCACCCAGUUUGCUCCUGCCAAUUUUGUCCUGCCAUUCUUUGGUCUUGGCCAGAUGUACAUAUUCAGAGGAGACAAUGACAACGCUGCCCAAUGUUUUGAGAAAGUCCUGAAGGCCCAGCCAGGUAACUAUGAAACUAUGAAGAUCCUGGGCUCACUCUAUGCCAAUCAUUCAGAUCAAGACAAGAGGGACACAGCCAGACAACACAUGAAGAAAGUCACUGAACAAUUUCCAGAUGACGUUGAAGCCUGGAUUGAACUGGCUCAGAUCAUGGAACAAACAGAUGUUCAGGGAGCCCUAUCAGCAUAUGGCACUGCCACUCGUAUCCUGAAAGAAAAAGUGGAGGCUGACAUUCCGCCAGAGAUCCUCAACAAUGUCGCAGCUCUACACUUCAGGCUAGGAAACUUUGAGGAUGCCAGGAAAUAUUACGAAGCGUCUCUAGAGCGGUCUAAAACAGAAGCCCAACAUGAUGAGACUUACUACAGCGCCAUCUCUGUCACUAGCACAUACAACCUGGCCAGGCUGUACGAGGCCUUGCAUGAGUACGAUAAGGCUGACAAGUAUUACAGGAAUAUUCUUAGAGACCAUCCCAACUACGUGGACUGUUACCUGCGGCUGGGCUGUAUGGCAAGAGACAGAGGACAGAUCUACGAGGCGUCUGAUUGGUUUAAAGAGGCUUUACAGAUAAACCAGGACCAUCCAGACGCCUGGUCACUGAUUGGCAAUCUUCAUCUGGCCAAACAAGAGUGGGGACCUGGUCAGAAAAAGUUUGAGAGAAUUCUGCAGCGCCAGGCAACCAAAGAUGAUGCCUACUCUCUGAUUGCUCUGGGGAAUGUCUGGCUUCAGACACUUCAUCAGCCCAUGAGAGACAGAGAAAAGGAAAAACGCCACCAAGAUCGUGCUCUUGCUAUGUAUAAACAAGUUUUAAGAAAUGACCCACGUAAUAUUUGGGCAGCAAAUGGCAUAGGCUGUGUACUAGCACAUAAAGGCUGCAUCAAUGAGAGCCGAGAUGUGUUUGCUCAGGUGCGGGAGGCCACAGCAGAUUUUUGUGAUGUCUGGUUAAACAUUGCUCACAUUUAUGUGGAGCAGAAGCAAUAUGUGGCGGCAGUCCAGAUGUACGAGAACUGUCUGAAGAAGUUUUUCAAGAGUCACAACAUGGAGGUGAUGAUGUACCUAGCCAGAGCUUAUUUCAAAUGUGGCAAACUUUCUGAAUGCAAACACACACUUCUCAAGGCCCGUCAUGUUGCACCAAAUGACACGGUGCUGCUGUACAACAUCGCCCUGGUCCAACAGAAACUGGCCACCAUGAUCCUGAAGGAUGAGAAAAGUAACCUGAAGAAAGUGUUGAUAGCAGUCAGAGACCUAGAGCUGGCACACAGGUACUUCACCUACCUGGGCCAGCAUGGGGACAGGAUGAAAUUUGAUUUGGCUCAAGCAGCAGCUGAGGCUCAGCAAUGCUCAGAUCUGCUGAGCCAGGCCCAGUACCAUGUGGCUAGGGCCAGAAAAAUUGAUGAAGAGGAGAAGGAAAUCAGAAAGAGGCAAGAGGAAGAAAUGGAGGCAAUCAAACAGAAGCAACUCAGUGAACAGCUGGAGAAACAAAAGCAGAAGGAAGAGCUGGAGAAGAAGAUGUUGGAACAGAGAGCAGUGUUUGUGGAGAAAGCCAAGAAAAUCAACCUGGAGCCUGAGCCUGAGGACAGACCACGCAAGUCUGGGGGAAAGAGAUCCAAGCGGGCAGAGGAUGGAGAAAUUUUGUCUGAGAGUGAAGAGGAGAGGCCUAAAAAGAAAAAGAAGAAGAGGUCAUCUAGUGUAUCUGGUGAGGAAGAUGAGGAUGGAGAGAAAAGAAAAAAACGCAAAACCAAGAGAAGGUCCAAGAAGGAUGACUUUGUUAAUGACAGUGAUGAUGAAAAUGAUGAUAGAGGUGAUAGAAAGAGGCGAAGAAAAGGCAAAGGAAAAGAAGGGAAGGGUGACAAGAAAGCAAAAGAUGAUGGUCUGACUGCCAAGCAGCGCAGGAAGAUUGUAUCCAAGGCCGUUAUCUCAUCCAGCGAGGGUUCCGACUCGGAUACAAGGAAGAAGCGGUUACCCAGCAGUGAAAGUGAGGGAGAAUCAAAUGUCAAACGAAAGCGCCGCAUCCUGGGUAGUGAUAGUGAAGACGGAAGUCUGGGCGGGAAAUCUGGCUCUGAUAAACAUAGGUCAAGGUCAAGGUCAGGCUCAAGGAAAUCUAGGUCUGGCUCUAGAAGUGAAAAAUCCAAAUCAAGGUCUAGGUCAAGAUCCAAAUCUAGGUCUAGGUCAAGAUCCAAAUCAAGGUCUAGGUCAAGAUCAAAGUCUAGGUCAAGAUCCAAAUCAAGGUCAAGAUCCAAAUCAAGGUCAAGAUCCAAAUCAAGGUCAAGAUCAAAGUCUAGGUCAAGAUCCAAAUCAAGGUCCAGGUCAAAAUCACGAUCUAAGUCCAGGUCACCAGAAGCAGGAUCAGGUGGUGGACCUGCUGGGUCUGAGAGUGACUGAGGUGACACUGCCCACAUUUCAGUGGACAUUAAAUAUGUUCUUCUUAUUCUGAAAUGGUUUUAAAUGUACUUUGUUUUACAAAA
Messenger RNA from Physella acuta, 3629 nucleotides. Its product is annotated as RNA polymerase-associated protein CTR9 homolog. The record is from RefSeq and is a predicted model, not a curated record. Lineage: Eukaryota; Metazoa; Mollusca; Gastropoda; Physidae. Gene Ontology annotation, biological process: regulation of DNA-templated transcription; transcription elongation by RNA polymerase II. Gene Ontology annotation, molecular function: RNA polymerase II complex binding. Gene Ontology annotation, cellular component: Cdc73/Paf1 complex.